Antrostomus carolinensis (chuck-will's-widow) is the source of this 492-nucleotide messenger RNA. It is a transcript of the gene RPL22L1, whose product is annotated as ribosomal protein L22 like 1. The record is from RefSeq and is a predicted model, not a curated record. Gene Ontology annotation, molecular function: RNA binding; structural constituent of ribosome. Gene Ontology annotation, cellular component: ribosome. The transcript is spliced from 3 exons. NCBI's taxonomy places the organism in Eukaryota, Metazoa, Chordata, Aves, Caprimulgiformes, Caprimulgidae. The annotation marks the transcript as partial. Gene Ontology annotation, biological process: cytoplasmic translation.
UCGGUGUUUCUGGUGUUUUAGCAAAAGGACAGAAAAUCUAAAAAGUCCACCUGGAAGUUCUGCCUCGAUUUGACCCACCCUGUGGAAGAUGGAAUCUUUGAUUCUGGGAACUUUGAACAGUUCCUAAAGGAGAAGGUUAAGGUCAAUGGGAAAACUGGAAACUUGGGCAACACUGUUCACAUUGAACGUCUGAAGAACAAGAUCACAGUGACAUCUGAGAAGCAGUUUUCUAAAAGGUACCUAAAAUACCUCACAAAGAAAUACCUCAAGAAGAACAACCUGCGCGACUGGCUCCGCGUCGUUGCCUCUGACAAGGAGACGUACGAGCUGCGCUACUUCCAGAUCAGCCAAGAUGAGGAAGGAUCCGAGUCUGAGGAGUAACUGAAGCUUUAGCUUUGUACUGAAGACAGCAUACAAAAGACUAGAACAUCUAUUUAUGAGAACACUUUUAACUUAUUGGUGAAUAAAGAUUUUGUACCCUGUUGGACAGAG